Molecule: messenger RNA, 453 nt
Organism: Bipolaris oryzae ATCC 44560
Lineage: Eukaryota; Fungi; Ascomycota; Dothideomycetes; Pleosporales; Pleosporaceae
Exons: 4
Coding region: 1-453 (150 amino acids)
Source: RefSeq, a predicted model, not a curated record
AUGUGCACGCGUACCAAUCCAGUAUCGUACCUGCCUUCCCUCUCGGCCCACGACGCCGUGGUACACUCGACUACAGUAGUUAGCCUCCCCCUCCCCCCUUCUCUGCCCUCUCUCGCUCUCUCGCUCUCUCUUUGGUGUGGGUGUGUGUGUGCAACACGACCCACGUCCACACGCGACGCCCCGGAACAUUGUUGCUCAGACCGCCAAAACGUGCCGACAGUCGACGCCGCACCCUUAGACGCACCCACAUGUAGUCCAUACGCGGUCAGCGUGGCUGCAUUGCCCGCCAUGCAACAGGCGCCGGCCUUGUCGGCCAGACUCGAAUGGUUGAAGACACAGUGUGCCCAAUCACACCUUGGCUUGCACAACAGCAACCAUGCAUUGUCGUCAUCACCUCUGAGCAGACUCGGCAGAUCUGCGCCCUAUCUACCUCAUGGUCGAUCAAUGCCUUAA